AGGCGACAAUGUAAUUAAAUUUCUAUUGUACAACAUAAUAUAUUAUCUCUAUGAAAUAGGUGAUUGUGACGUAAUGAAUUGUAGCGGUGUCUUUGUGACGUCAUAGUCGGCAGCAGGACGCAUGUAAACAAACGUCCUCCGUAAACCCCACAGUUGUUUGGUGUUUAUCCUCAGAUUCGUAGUUAGUUUUAAUCAUGCUGCUGGUUAGGUUGACAAAUUACAAUAAGUUAAAUAUAUUCAAACGAACGUUUGGUCCAAUAAGAUGCUUGGCUGGUUUCAGCGGGAGUGGAAGUUCUCAUCAAAAUCCAUCUAGCGUUAAAAAGUCUUCCAUGCUAUCUGUUGGUUUGUUGAAUAAACAAUGUGUCCGACGGCAGAUGCCGGGUCCCAGCUCAGUGGUGGGUGGGGGGGCCUCCGUGGAAUUGGGGUCAAAGAAAUUGUUAAAGUUUAUGUCGUCCUACAUCUGGCCCAAAGAUAAUUCCUUAGUUCGAAGACGAGUUGUUUUGUCACUAUCAUUGUUGGUGAGCGCAAAACUAUUAAACGUCCAAGUUCCGUUCCUGUUCAAGUACGCGGUGGAUGCGUUAAGUGAAGUUGGAUUGAACACAAGCACCACGAGCGCUGCCGUGUUUUCAUCUGUGUUUUGCCUCAUACUCGCAUAUGGGGGUGCCAGGAUGACGACAGCUUUGUUUAACGAAUUGCGUGAUGCAGUAUUUGCGAGGGUCGCGCAACGGUCGAUACGAAAUAUUGCCCGCCAAUUAUUCGCUCACCUUCACAACCUUGACCUUAAGUUUCAUCUUAGCCGACAAACUGGGGCCGUAUCGAAAGCAGUGGACCGUGGAACUCGGGGAAUCAACUUCCUUUUUCGUGCGCUUGUGUUUAACAUCGUACCAACCAUAUUUGAGGUCUCGUUGGUUAGUUCGAUCCUUUGGUAUAAAUGUGGAGGUCAGUUUGCAUUUGUUACCCUGGCAACCAUAGCGAGCUAUGCAACAUGGACACUUGGUGUUACAGCGUGGAGGACAAAAUAUCGAAUUCAAAUGAACAAAUCCGACAACCAGAUGGGGAACUUGGCUGUGGAUUCGCUGCUAAAUUAUGAAACCGUGAAAUAUUUUAACAACGAAAAUUUUGAAGUGCAAAGAUACGACAAAUGUUUAGCAAAUUAUGAAGAAGCAAAUAUUAAAACCAACAUGUCGCUUGCGUUGUUAAACUUUGGACAACAAUUCAUAUUUAGCGCCGGUUUAACAGCUAUAAUGUUUCUUGCCGCUCAAGGUAUUCAAACGGGCAGUUUAACAGUUGGUGAUCUGGUGAUGGUUAACGGACUUUUGUUUCAACUUUCAGUCCCCUUAAAUUUCCUCGGUUCGGUUUAUCGUGACAUCAAGCAAUCAUUGAUUGACAUGCAAUCCAUGUUCAGUUUGAUGGAACAAAAAGUUUCCAUCACCAACCUUCCACAAGCCCCCAUGAUUGAUCUACAACCCAACGAUGUUUCAAUCAAGUUUGAAAACGUUUCCUUUGGUUACACGGGCGACAAACUAAUUCUUAACGACCUUAAUUUCGCUGUCGAGCCCGGACAAAGUAUUGGCAUUGUGGGUGGAAGCGGCAGUGGGAAAUCGACAAUCGUCAGGUUGUUAUAUCGUUUCUAUGAUCCUGCAUCAGGUCGAAUAUUAAUCGGUGACAACGAUAUUAAACAAGUCAACCUUGAAAGUAUGCGGCAACAUAUUGGUAUUGUACCACAAGAUACCGUGUUAUUUCAUGAUACAAUUUAUCAUAAUAUAUCAUACGGAAACCUUAAAGCAAGUGAAGCCGAGAUAAUUGAAGCAGCCAAGAUGGCCGACGUCCAUCAUUCAAUCCUCAACAUGCCCCAUGGUUACAAGACCCAUGUGGGUGAACGGGGGUUGAAACUUUCAGGGGGUGAAAAACAACGGAUCGCGAUCGCUCGAGCGAUUCUUAAGAACCCGACGCUGGUUGUUUACGAUGAAGCGACUUCGUCAUUAGACUCGAUCACAGAAGAAAACAUCCUGAGUGCGAUCAGGCGCGUCACACAAACCAAAACGGCGAUAUUUAUCGCGCAUAGAUUGUCCACGGUCAUGGCUUGCGACGAGAUUUAUGUUUUGGCCGAGGGGAAAGUAUCAGAGCGUGGAACGCAUCAACAAUUAUUGGGCGAUAAAAACUCAUUGUAUUACGAACUAUGGAAAAGUCAAAACAAAAUUGUCGGUUAAAGUUGUUUUUAAAGUUUUAUGCAGUUCAUCUAUGCAUGAUUUUAUAAUGAUUGUAAAAAUAAAUAGUUAACUUAACAUUGAUAGGAAGAAUAGCGAUUGUGACAUAAUAGAUUAUUGAUGUACGUUGGUUCAUUGCAAAGAAUUUUAAUUACAAGGUGGAAUAUAUUUUA
Messenger RNA from Ciona intestinalis (vase tunicate), 2380 nucleotides. RefSeq names its product iron-sulfur clusters transporter ABCB7, mitochondrial. Gene Ontology annotation, molecular function: ABC-type transporter activity; ATP binding; ATP hydrolysis activity. Gene Ontology annotation, cellular component: mitochondrial inner membrane. Gene Ontology annotation, biological process: intracellular iron ion homeostasis; transmembrane transport. NCBI's taxonomy places the organism in Eukaryota, Metazoa, Chordata, Ascidiacea, Phlebobranchia, Cionidae. The record is from RefSeq and is a predicted model, not a curated record.